GACCAUCACAUCAGCUCUUCACGAAAGGACAUGGAUGAAAAUGAAAGCAACCAGUCCCUGAGGACAAGUUGCCAAUAUCCUAAAGAAGCAGUAAGAAAACGCCAAAAUUCACGGAAUUCUGGAGGAAGUGAUUCUUCUAGGUUUUCCAGGAAGAGUUUCAAACUGGAUUACAGACUAGAAGAAGAUGUAACUAAAUCAAAGAAAGGAAAGGAUGGGAGAUUUGUUAACCCUUGGCCAACAUGGAAAAAUCCCUCUAUUCCAAAUGUUCUCAGAUGGCUGAUGAUGGAAAAAGAUCACAGCAGUGUUCCAUGCUCCAAAGAGGAGCUCGAUAAAGAACUCCCAGUGCUUAAGCCGUAUUUUAUCGAUGACCCUGAAGAAGCUGGAGUGAGGGAAGCUGGCUUAAGAGUCACGUGGCUGGGACACGCGACAGUGAUGGUGGAAAUGGACGAGCUCAUCUUGCUCACGGACCCCGUCUUCAGCGCUCGGGCCUCCCCGUCGCAGCGUGUGGGUCUCAAGCGGUUCCGUCGCCCCCCUUGCACAGUCGGUGAACUGCCCCGGGUAGACGCGGUCCUCAUCAGCCACAACCACUACGACCACCUGGACCACAGUUCUGUUGUCGCUCUGAACGAGCGGUUUGGUAACGAGCUCAGGUGGUUUGUGCCUCUGGGGCUCCUGGACUGGAUGCAGAAGUGUGGCUGUGAGAACGUGAUCGAGCUGGACUGGUGGGAGGAGAACUGCGUCCCCGGACACGACAGGGUGACGUGUGUGCUCACCCCUUCCCAGCACUGGUGUAAGAGGACUCUGACGGACGACAACAGGGUUCUCUGGGGCAGCUGGUCUGUCUUGGGGCCCUGGAACCGAUUCUUUUUCGCAGGAGACACUGGUUAUUGCUCUGCUUUUGAAGAGAUAGGAAAAAGAUUUGGACCUUUUGACCUUGCAGCUAUUCCCAUUGGAGCGUAUGAACCAAGGUGGUUUAUGAAAUACCAGCAUGUAGACCCAGAAGAGGCUGUAAAGAUUCACAUUGAUGUGCAGACAAAGAGAUCUGUGGCAAUUCACUGGGGAACUUUUGCCUUAGCAAAUGAGCAUUACUUAGAACCUCCAGUGAAACUGAGUGAGGCUCUAGAGAGAUACGGACUUAAGGCUGAAGAUUUUUUUGUCUUGAAGCAUGGAGAGUCAAGAUACCUUAACACUGAUGACGACAACUUGGAGUAAAUGUGAGCACAGGAGUGUCUAAUGAAAAAGGCAUCAUCUGAUAUAAAUCUAAAAAGACUAAGAAAUUCAUGAAUGUUACGAUUUUUUACAUUUGGAA
Molecule: messenger RNA, 1309 nt
Organism: Balaenoptera acutorostrata (minke whale)
Lineage: Eukaryota; Metazoa; Chordata; Mammalia; Artiodactyla; Balaenopteridae
Product: N-acyl-phosphatidylethanolamine-hydrolyzing phospholipase D-like
Exons: 1
Coding region: 31-1212 (393 amino acids)
Biological process (GO): N-acylethanolamine metabolic process; N-acylphosphatidylethanolamine metabolic process
Cellular component (GO): membrane-bounded organelle; cytoplasm
Molecular function (GO): N-acylphosphatidylethanolamine-specific phospholipase D activity; zinc ion binding
Source: RefSeq, a predicted model, not a curated record